AUGCCCCUGUGGAGCCGCGUGGGUUCUUUUCAGAUUACGAUUAAUUUCAGCGGUCAAUUAUUGUGCUACAUCCGCACGCUCUCGUCGCCAGGUUGGAUAUUUAAGGAUGCCACUCUGCAGACACGUCGUUUCGUGCGUUUUUCUUUCUUCCAAACUUCGUCGUCCCAGGACUUGCCAGCUGCUGGUUUAUAUCCUCCUAUAUCCUCUAUAUAUAAGCCAAGCCAAGCCAAGCCGCUUUUCCACAGACCUUCUCAUACCUCAACACCAUCACCAUCACCAUCACAACUACCAACAUGCCUUCAGCCGGCAGCCCCUCGUCCAAAUUCCCUCCGUGCCCUGGCCCGCCUCCCUCGGGCCCGCUUCCCCCGCUGCCCAAGUAAAGGGCCUCCUGCUCUACGAAUUGCAUGA
Molecule: messenger RNA, 408 nt
Organism: Monascus purpureus
Lineage: Eukaryota; Fungi; Ascomycota; Eurotiomycetes; Eurotiales; Aspergillaceae
Source: the annotation of a GenBank genome assembly